Cucurbitaria berberidis CBS 394.84 is the source of this 1006-nucleotide messenger RNA. RefSeq lists its product as uncharacterized. NCBI's taxonomy places the organism in Eukaryota, Fungi, Ascomycota, Dothideomycetes, Pleosporales, Cucurbitariaceae. The coding region runs from base 209 to 1006 and encodes 265 amino acids. The transcript is spliced from 2 exons. The record is from RefSeq and is a predicted model, not a curated record.
CACCGGGAGAACGAGUGUUUGUCGUUGUGACCAAGGUGUCAUUUGCGGAGCCGUUACUAAGCAACUUUCCGACUAUUGUUUUAAUAUGUAAGACAAGUUUAUCUUCUAUUUCACCCACAACUCACACUUAAUAUCGCAACCUCGACAUCAUUCAAUUCGCGUACCAAUUCCGACGUCAGACACCUACUACGACGCUCUUUGCCACAACAUGUCUUCUCCUUGGACCAGCAAGACCAAGCCCGCUGAGGCGGCCGAACCAUUUUCUCCGACGGAUGCGGUGGUUCCAGAGCAGCGCAAAUACAAUCGUCAUCCAGGACCUGAGUUUGGCAAUCGCCUCGCUAACGCCCGAAAUCUCCAUCAUACGCAUGCCCCGCCUCCUCUUCCUCGACGUCUUCUUCCUGGCCUCGGCACCCAACCUGCCAUGGGUACACCUCGUCCGGAGACGAUCUGCUUCGGCGACAUGUCACCUAUCAAUACCACGGAGCCUCCGAAAAAGGAGCCUAUCUUUACGAUGCCGGAGACCAAGGCUGCGCAGCCGCCGCCCCAUGUCCAAGAGCGCCUCAUCCUUCUCGGUCCCCUUCGCAUGAUCCGCCGACAGUGCGCUAACACGCCAGGUCUCGAUCUCCUCGUUAAGUUUAUCGACAAGCACAUGGCAGACGGAUUGCAAACUGUCAUCGAACAAGACCCGAUCAUCCCGGGUGUUGUGUACAUGGUGUCGUUACCAAUGACAGAGGAGCACUGGCAGAUGUACAAUCAGAUCCUCUCUCGCUGUGGUCAUGCGUUGGGUGUCCACGAGAUGCUCGCUACUGGCAAAGACGGGUUUGACCAUUGGUCUGGAUCCGCGAGCCCGCAUCUCACCCCAGAACAGCGGGAAGCAUAUAGGGUUCUUGUGUCUGGUGCAUCCGCUGGCUUGGAUUUGGAGGAGUUCAUGGCGGAGCUCGUCAAGGACCAGCGGUGGAUGUGGAUAAUGGCAGAUUCGGGGUACGCGGGAGAGAUGGAGCGUUGA